AUGGGUAAAUCAACAAAAGAUAAACGAGAUAUUUAUUAUCGUUUAGCAAAAGAACAAGGCCUUCGGGCAAGAUCAGCUUUUAAACUUUUACAAAUUAACAGUGAAUUUAAUAUUUUAAAUGAUAAUGUUAAACGAGUUGUGGAUCUUUGUGCUGCACCUGGAAGUUGGUCACAAGUUCUUUCUCGAACUUUAUAUAAACCUGAUUCAGUUGAUGAUCAAGUUAAAAUAGUUGCUGUUGAUUUACAAACUAUGGCACCCUUACCUGGUGUUGAACAAAUAAAAGGUGAUAUAACAAAGCGUUCAACAAUUGAAGAAAUUCUUAAUUGUUUUACAACAUCUGAUAAUAAAAUAAAUAAAAAAGCUGAUCUUGUUCUAUGUGAUGGUGCACCUGAUGUAACAGGUUUACAUGAUAUUGAUGAAUUUGUUCAAGGUAAUCUUGUUUUAGCAGCAUUAAAUAUAUGCCUUCAUGUUUUAUGUGAUAAUGGUAAUUUUGUAUCAAAAAUAUUUCGUACAAAAAAUAUUGAUUUACUUUAUCAACAAUUAAAAUUAUUUUUUGAUGAUGUUGUUAUUGCUAAACCACGUUCAUCAAGAAAUUCAUCUGUUGAAUCAUUUAUUGUUUGUCGACAAUUUCAUUUACCCGAUAAUUUUAUUCCUAAUAUAGAUGAACCAUUUAUUUAUACAUAUGAACGUACAUUAAAUGCACAAGAAAAAUCAUCAUUUAUUAUUCCAUUUAUUGCAUGUGGAAGUUUAGAUGGUUUUGAUUCUGAUAAAACAUAUCCAUUAGAACAAGAUCAAUCAUAUAUAGAACCUGUACAACCACCAAUUCAUCCAGCAUAUGAAGAAGCUUGUGUAUUGAAAAAAAAUAAAAAAUUACCAAUAUCUUCAUCAUAA
Molecule: messenger RNA, 891 nt
Organism: Rotaria sp. Silwood2
Lineage: Eukaryota; Metazoa; Rotifera; Eurotatoria; Philodinida; Philodinidae
Source: the annotation of a GenBank genome assembly